Molecule: messenger RNA, 4576 nt
Organism: Cydia splendana
Lineage: Eukaryota; Metazoa; Arthropoda; Insecta; Lepidoptera; Tortricidae
Exons: 18
Coding region: 59-3580 (1173 amino acids)
Source: RefSeq, a predicted model, not a curated record
UUGUGAUGUGCUAAAAAUUGUUUUCUUUAUUAUUGGUUCGUUAAAAAACUUCUCAAAUAUGGAUCCUUUAACGCCAAAUAAAAUACAGAGACUGAUGCAUUUAGCCGAAGAUGCAUCUUUCAAUAUACGCAGGCAACAAGAAUUGUUUAGGCUUCCAACGGAAGUGAAACCCCUUGGACAUCACAUAGCAGCCUUGUACAGUCAGGAAUCUGGUGCCUGUGAGUCUUCAUCUGGUCUUUUAGAUUUAGACCAAAUACAAGGUUUUGGUGAGUCUGAGGCUGGAUCCAUAGGCAAAUCUACUGGCUUCUUCCCCGGUGAGAUGACUGGCCGCUCCACCGGUGCAGAAGAGAACUUUCCCAAUGUACCCAAGGGACUUUCACAAACAUUCAACUUAGAUUGUAUUAGUAAGCAAUUAGACGAUCAAUCCAAUGAAGUCAAUCAGAUUAUGCGACAUUCUAUUGCUACGAAUUUUUCUCUUCAUUCCAAGAAUCUAACAGCAAGUGAAGCAUCCUUUGUAGCUAAGUACGCCCCUAUCCCGGUGCUACAGACUCGUACCAUCAUACCUUCGUCGAUCGACAUGUCUGUAGACUCUAUUGGGGGCUACUUCAGGGACAGAUGCCCUGAGUUUAGCAAGGUCCUUGGCCAUUCGGAUAGCCCUAACCGAUCUAGCAUGCAGCCUAGCUUAACUGAAGUUUCACAUUACGAAACACCGGAGUCUCUUCAACACUUGCCCAGCAAACUCGACCCAUCCUUAGAUAGUGUCCCAGUUCGUCAACCCAGAAUCAUGAACGAGGCAGACGAAUUAGAAAAGCAAGCUGUCAAACAACAAGAACAAAUCAACCACAUACUCAUGAACCCAUUCACUAGCCACACAGAUUACAGACUAAACACAGAGGGUGAUGGUUCACAGAAUAUUGACCCAUUCAAAAAGCCUGUGCUGUCUACGCCUAAACCGGAACCUCAGAAACUAAAGGUGGCUACGGGUGCUAGUAAUGAGUAUUUAGUUAAAGCAGUUACACGGUCCUCUAUUAAACCGGCCACGGGAGAUGAGAGCUCCGUUGUGGAUAGCUCGCUUAGUCUUUCCAAAAUUGCCGAGUUUUUGGGUAAUCAUUCCGUCAUCAACGUCUCCGACAUAAUCGACAAAUACUGUAAAAAGGAUAUCACCAAGCCUCUGCUAGAAGCAAAUAAAAUACCAAAGCAAGAACUACCCGUUACCUAUUUGAAAGACACUCGAAACAUCGAUUCUGCCAACAGCGCAGGCAGCGUCAAUACAGUGAUUGCCAUGAAAAACCAGGAGAACAGAGUCAUUCCUGAAGUGUUAAUUACGAGGGAUUCACUAACUAAAACCGCACAGGGUGAAAAGGAAAGUAUUAAGAGCGAGAACACUAGGUCUAAAUCCCCUUCGUCUAGAACCCGCUCGACUUUGAGUACGGUGCAAGAGAAUUAUGCUGCGGAGAGUCCCGUGCGGAUAAGUACAGGCGAGGUUAAACCUACACAUGUCCCCUCCCCAAACAGCCCCAACUUUGAGUAUAAAGAGUUAGAUAAGUCGGUAGAUUGGCGGGAAGUCAUGCAACAGAAGUGUAGGCGGCAGUCCAGCUUGGCUAAUCAAGGGCCAUGGAUCGAAAUAAAACCAACGCCUGUUAAAGGAUUUGUGGGUGUUAAUUGCCCCGCAUCAAUUUUCAUAACAACUAAAUCGGACAGCUGGCUGACUGCCACAUUCAAAUACGAAGACACCGACACCACGAGGCCCCUGCGUCUUGAGAUGCCCCGUCAGCCAUUACUUCUGUCUCCAGGCAAAACCGAACAAUUAACUCUAAACAUCACAUCGAAUGCCGAACUAUCGACUGACAUACCGUUCAUAAUUAUUGUCAAAGAUACCUCUAUAGACAGCGAACAAGAACAAAAAGGAACUUUGUCAGUGGAUUUCAAAAUGCCUGAAGUGCAAGCUAUAUCAACUUUCGGACCUAAUAAAGUUGUAUUUUCGCCGACUCAAGAACGAACACUUUUGGCAACUACAUUGGUGUUGCUCAGCGAUUCACCGGUCGAUUUACAAUUAUCAUUGUCGUUGGUCGACGGAAAUAAUGUGUUUUCACUGAGAAAUGUCCAAGAGAUUAAAAUUAGUGAGGUUAAUAAGAUGCUGGGGGCGGCGGAGGAGAAACAUGCUUUGGCGAAACUGAAGAAAGCCAGCUCUGCUGUCCAACUAUGCCGGUUGACGAAAGGAAACGCUAUUAGAGUGACUGUUGUUUUUGAAGCUCCUUCUUUUACUAAACAAGGUAACGAAUUGGAGAAGUAUCAAGGCGCAGUGGUCGUCAACCUUAUCGGUGUCCAGGCUUCGGUCAAAACGGUGGAGCUGACCGCCUCCGUGGGGGUCGCUACGCUCCGCCUCAACACGCCAGACAAGCCGUGCUUCACAAAGGAACCAAAAACAUUAACCUUAGUAAACGUCGGCUCCCUGCGAGGAACAUGGAACCUCAGGCUUAUGAUUGAAGACAGCAGGAUGUUUGUGUUCUCCGCGAAGAACGUGGAACUAGCUCCCGGGGAAGCGAAGGGGAUCACUGUGUCUUAUAAAGGGCCGGAGGAUGUCGUCUAUAAAGCAAUGUUAACGUUCGUAGAAACUUUCUCCGGAGCCAAAACAGCCAUAGAAAUACAGGGUGGCACAGAAAAGUUCCCCAUCAAAACCAGCAACCUCAUCCUAUCGUGGGUCCGAAGCGGCCGAAAGGAAAUAUGCCUCAAAAAUUUCUCCGACAAGAAAGUUUUGGUUCGCUGUGAUAUAGUCGGUGAUGCGUAUACAAUAGACGUGCCCGGUGUGGACGCGAGGGGGACUAGUUGUAUAAUAAGCUUCAAUCCCAACGAAUGUCGGCAGUUGCCGAUAGUGUACGCACCGACGACGCACUUGCCAAAUGCAGCGACGUUGUUUAUAAAGAUGGAUAAGAAUAAUGAUCACGUUAAGAAGAUAAAGCUUUACGGAUGUGCAAGCGGUGACUCGUUGCGAUGGGUCGGUCUGGCCACUUACGGGGAGACCGCGCUCGUGCGGGCUGUAGCUCGCUCCUCCAUAGAUCUCAAGUUGACCAACAAGUCUCCCAUGCCGGCUUUCGUUUGCGCCAGGGUCAAUUUCAACCUGCAAUACAUGUCCCUGGGGGGUUCGUCCCGCCUGGUGGGCGCGCGGCACGUGGUGCGCGGUCGCGGCGCGCACACGCUGUCGCUGCGCGUGGAGUGGGCGCGCGUGGAGCGCCGGGCGCUCGAGGCGCGCGCGCCCACGCUCGCCACGCUCACCGCGCUCACCGGGCCCGAGCUCACCCGCCACCGGAUACUCAGAAUACUCAGAGACGAGAACACCGGCGAACUGGACACCUCCCUGCUGCCGGACAACCUGAAGAUGCUGGUCGGACCAUUCGAAGGCGAAGAAGUGGACAUGGAUGCCGUGCUCACGGAUUUCGAGGAAACAAAGGUAUCGCUGGUUGAUUUGAUUGGAGGCCUGCAGGAGCUGAAGGCGCAGAUAGACUUGCCCGUCGACCUCUCCGAGGAAACUAUCAUCAUAGCCGACGACACGGUGUUAGAACACCAUACUCUUUUCGAAUAAAUUAGCAUCUGAGAAUGUUUCUUGUCGAACGCGAUGAAACGCUUGACUAAUAUGCGACUGGUUCGCAUUCUCGUACUUUUACAAAUGAGCAAACAUUAGUAAAAAAUGGUCUAGCCUUUAUCCAGUAUUUUCGUAAAAUAUCGACUUCCAUCCGCGUUUCUUCAGAACUAAACGGAUGACUGGAAAAGUUGUAUUAAUUUUUAUGUAAGUAUAUAAUUUAUUACGAAUUCAACCUUGUUAUUUAGGAAAUAAAAGACAUAUCCUGAAUAAGCAGGUGAUAAUGAAUUGUUUGAUUACUUGGACUGUGAUAACUGAACACAACCUUAUUAUUAUGAUAAUAAGAGCGGGUGUACAUCAUUUAGAACUGAUUACUCCUCGCCCGCUUAGCGGCGUGGAAUAUUUGUCCCCGCCGAGCACAGAUGGGAAUAGUUGCAUUCGCAUCCCAUCUGGACCCGUCUCAUGUAUGGCCGUGAUCGCGUAGAGCGGGGACAAAUGGUUUUCCCGCUUAGGUACUUUUGAUCUUGGAUGUAAACUAGCUUGCUCACCAUGCUAGAGGAGCUAAAGUAUAUUAUAGGUUACAUACCGUUUAGUUUUUCUUUUUGCAAAAAUAACUGCAGGUUAUUAAAGGUCAUUCUACAAAAAUAUUCCCCUGGCCGUACCUAUUCGCAAAUUUCCAGAUGCCGGUUUAUUAGCAUCUCAUUUUUGGUCACUGUGUAACCCGUGCCAAGUACCAUCUACAACCAUAACGGCUGAGCGAAAUCUGGGAAUUUGUGAGUAGGUAUAGCCAGGGGAAUGAGACUGCUGCAGAAUGACCAAAAUCCGUCCUCUCAAAUCGGCGUUUUGCUCAAAGAAUGUUUUUUAGUUCUAUGAACUUGAUAAUUAUAGAAUAGCUAUCUGUAGCAUGGAUCACAAUUUUGAUUUAGGUAUAAGGUUUUGUAUUGUUUAGGAUAUACAUAUGUACUUUUAAAUGAAGCAAUAAAAAACUAUUUUCAAUUC